Messenger RNA from Glycine soja, 1293 nucleotides. Its product is annotated as RING-H2 finger protein ATL3-like. The transcript has a single exon. Bases 209 to 991 code for a protein of 260 amino acids. The record is from RefSeq and is a predicted model, not a curated record. NCBI's taxonomy places the organism in Eukaryota, Viridiplantae, Streptophyta, Magnoliopsida, Fabales, Fabaceae.
GUGGAAGGAAGGGAAAGCAAAGCAAAAGAUGUUGUUGAAUACUCUGUUACUAUUAUGGGUCAAGGCCAAGUUAGACCAGUCCAUUCUGGAGGUUCUCCAACCAGACUAGUCCUCUCCAACUUGGUUUCUUUUUAUACAACCUUCCCACUCUCAUUCUUCAAUCAAUCCAACCCAAAAGACCCUUUCUUUCAAUAUUCAUAGCAUCAUCAUGGGUGACUCUUCCGCGGCUAAUGACCAUUUGGGUGAAUCCCCGGCCGUUGAGUUAACCGGAAAGAUAAUGAUUGUGGUUAUUAUUAUCAUGUUCUUCGUUAUUGUAAUUGCUCUCUGCCUUCAUCUCUUCGCCAGAAACUUCUGGUGGCGCAGCCCUGCUCCCCAAUCUCGCAGCCACCGCCGCCGCCGCUUUGUUUUCUCGUCCGGUCCAGACGGUGGAAGCGGACUGGAUCCCGCGGUGCUGAGCUCCCUACCGGUGUUGGUAUUCGAAGGCCAUGCCCAAGAGUUUAAGGAUGGUUUGGAAUGUGCGGUUUGCCUCUCCGAGGUUGUCGAAGGAGAAAAGGCCAGGCUUUUGCCUAAAUGCAAUCAUGGGUUUCACGUUGCUUGUAUUGACAUGUGGUUCCAAUCCCAUUCUACUUGCCCUCUUUGCAGGAACCCUGUUGCAUCCUCAGAAGAAUCUUCAGAAUCUCCCACUUUUCCCACAAACGUCUUGGUUUGGGGGAAUCAAGCUCAAAUAAGUUCUACUGGUGGUGGUGGUGCUUCUUUGGAGGAAGGUUCAUCCUCAUCCUCUUCCGCUUCUACUUGUGAUGAUCAUGGAAUGUUGGUGAUUGAUAUACCAAGUGAGAUGACUUCAACCUCUCUGUCGCCUGAAGAUGACGUCAAAUCGCCUAUGACGGGAAGACUCAGGUCAUUGAAGAGGCUUUUGAGCAGGGACAAAAGGUUUAAUCCUUCCAGUCCUACUUCUUCUCCAGAUGUACAACAACCAGGAUCAGGGAGCUGAGUUAGGAAUUAUUUCCCAAUCAUAUUCAUUAUUUUUUCUUUUUUUCUUUUCUUUCAUGUGCACAUAUUGCGCAUUCAGGUGACUGAAGAUUGUAUCUAAUGUUUGCAAGUACACCAUGAGGGUGUUUAAUUUUUCUGUUCUUCAGAGGUCAGAGCUCCUCCAGCUCUCAUAGAUGUGCUAUUAUUGUCUUUCCGAUACUUGUGCAUAUAAUGCCUUAGCAGAUUCAUUGUUUCAUUGUCUUUGUUGUAUAAAGUAUAGGUUUCUUUCAAGUAAUGCAAUAGAAUGAUCCUCUUUCUUUUUUA